AUGAGGUCUUCAAGACACGAGGUCAAUGGUACUCAUCCCUACAACUAUGGCGGCUACCACAUGUUAAUCCUCAAAGGAAGUGAGAAGAAAAUCAAAGAUAGUGAUGAGCGUGAUAAAAGACAUGCUGAAAGAGAAGAACGGGCUCUGAAGAUUAAAUUCGAAGAAAAUGAUAAGCAGAGGGCACAUGAACUUGAGUUGCAAAAGGUCAGAGGAGCAACAUCUAACCCUAGCCAUGUGACAGUUGCUGUGGAUACUACUAGACCUCUUCCUUUUUGUGAUACUGAUGAUAUCACCGCCUACCUAGUAAGGUUUGAAAAGGUAGCAGUUUCUCUCAACUGGGAUCGGAACUCUUGGUCAGUUCAGUUAGCAUCACUUUUAAGAGGUAAGGCAUUAGAUAUCUACACGUCGCUCUCAGAUGACGUUACGAGUGACUAUGCAUCAUUGAAGGAAGCUCUUUUGAAAGGAUUCAAGAAGACUAGUGAGUGGUACAGGACAGCAUUUAAAACUGCAAAAAUGGAUUCCAAGAGCACAUAUGAACAAUAUUUGAAUAUAUUUCGAAAUUUUGACUUGUGGAUAAAUAGUCUUAGGAUAACUAAAGACUACAAAGAUUUGAGAAACAUUAUAGUCUGUGAUCAGUUCAUGUCUACUUUACCUAAGGAAAUGCGUCUUUUCCUUAAGGAGCGUAAACCUAGAACUCCAGAGGAUUAUUCAUCGUUGGCAGACACAUAUGCUUCAGCACACAAAUGUUAUCCUAAGGAUGAGCAGAAGUCCUUUAGGCACAAUGCUAAUGUAUCUAGUUCCAGUGACAAGAUCAGUAUGAGUGAGAAACCAGAGAAAACUAAUUCGUCACGUCCAGGUAAGAUUUCAUGUUACGGUUGUGGUCAGAGUGGACAUAUUUCAAGAAACUGUCCUAACAAGUUACCCAAAAAGAAAUCUGAAUCUUCUCUUGAGAUAGGACAAGUUCUGGAUAACACGGGAGUAUGUGGACCUAUGGUAUGUGGAACAGUGAAUGGUACUACAGUAUCUACAAUACUUAGAGAUACAGGUUGUACAGGAGUAGUGGUAUCAGAGGAUUUAAUUCCUGAUCCUGGAACAAAUUGUUCAUAUUCUACUCUUAUUGAUUAUUUGGGCAGGAAGGACAGAUUCCCUAUUGUCAAGAUUUAUUUGAAAUGUAGUUUCUUUACAGGUUGGGUUAAUGCUGUUCGGGCUCCAAUAAAGUACUGUACUGUCUUAUUAGGCAAUAUUCCAGGUGUUCAAGACCAUAAUUUGUUUCCUCGGAAAAAUACCGAUUCUUCCAUAGAAGUGAAUGCAGUAACCAGAGCACAGGUAAAAAGGAGAAAUGUUGUACACCCUCUUUCUUUACCAGAACCAUUUGAUAUAUCCAUUGAUCAUGAAUCUUUUCUUAGAGAACAGCAGAAUUGCGAAGUUUUGAAAUAUGCAAGAGAAAUGAGUCGGUCUGGUGAUGUCAAAUGUUGCAAGAAUGGGUUGCAGUACGAGUUCGUGAUGAGAAAUGGACUUCUCUACAGGAAAAUACAGAAUUGUAAAAAGCCACAGUUACUAGGAAAAGAACAGUUGGUUGUACCAGUUAAAUGCAUAAAAUUAGUUUUACGCCUUGCACAUGAUAUUCCGGUAAGUGGACAUUUUUCUCAUAGGAAAACCUUUAAUAAGAUUAAUGGAAUUUUCUGGUGGCAAGGUAUGACGUCUGACAUAUAUAAAUAUUGCAAAUCUUGUGAUGUAUGCCAAAAAUCUUCUCUUGUUGGAAAAGUAAAGAAGGCUCAGAUGGUUAAAUUACCAGUGAUCUCUACGCCAUUUUAUAGAGUGGCCAUAGACUUAGUGGGCCCGAUUUCUCCUCCUAGUGAAGCAGGUCAUAGAUAUAUUCUUACCAUGGUAGAUUAUGCUUCAAGCUUCCCAGAGGCAGUAGCUUUGAAGAACAUAACUUCUGAAGACAUUGCAGAAGCCUUAAUAUCUAUUUUUUCCAGAGUAGGAGUGCCAAAAGAAAUUCUUUCUGAUAGAGGACCACAAUUUCGAUCAGAACUUAUGUUGCAAGUACACAAGUUAUUAGGAGUCAAACCUCUUUUCAGUACCCCAUAUCACCCUGCUGCGAAUGGAAGAAUAGAAAGGCAACACCAGAUUUUAAAAAGUAUAUUGAAGAAAAUAUGCGAGUUAAAACAUAAUCAGUGGCAUCGUUUCCUUCCAGCUGCACUGUUCGCCAUGAGGGAAAUUCCAAGUGAUACAACAGGUUUCUCACCAUUUGAGAUUUUAUAUGGCCGUCAAGUGAGAGGUCCCUUGACAAUAUUGAAGGAACUAUGGACAAAUUCGGAGAUGUCUGCAAAGGAAACUGAUCUUUAUUCUUUUGUUUUGGAACUACGUGAAAAGUUGUCUGAUGUUUCUGAUUUGGCUGUUCAGAACAUGAAUAUAUCUUUCAGUAAAUAUAAGUCUUAUUUUGAUUUGAAGAGUAGUAAGCGCCGAUUUAAAGCUGAUGAUGAAGUGCUUUUGCUUAUUCCAGAAAAACAAGGUAAAUUGCAGUUCUCAUGGAGAGGUCCAUACAAGAUAAUUGAUAAGCAUGGUCCAGUUGACUACUGGGUAAACGUAGAGGGUAAGAAGAGACUGUAUCAUAUCAAUCUUAUGAAGAAAUAUUACCGUAGAGAGAAUGUUAAUAUGUUACAUGUAGCAGAUGAAGAUAUGACUGGAAUGAUAAACACUGUUCAUGUUAACAAAGUUGCUGUUAUUAAUGCUGAUGAGGAUGAUUAUCUGAAAAUUGAAAUUGUGGAUACCAAUCAGAGUACAUGCAACAUAAACCCUAAUCUUUCAGAUGCACAGAAAGAUGAUCUUCAUAACUUAUGUCAGAAGUACAAACAUGUAUUUUCAGAUAAACCAGGUUAUUUCAGCAGUUUUCCCUCUCCAUUGGUUAUUUCAGCAGUUUUCCCUUUAUUUGGUUAUUUCAGCAGUUUCCCAUCUCCAUGGUUAUUUCAGCAGUUUUCCCUCUCCAUUGGUUAUUCAGCAGUUUUCCUCUUCCCAUUUGGUUAUUCAGCAGGUUUUCCUCUCCAUGGUUAUUUCAGUAGUUUUUCUCCUCUUUGGUUAUUUCAGCAGUUUUCCCUCUCCAUGGGUUAUUUCAGCAGUUUUUCCCUCUCCAUGGGUUAUUUCAGCAGUUUUUCCCUCUCCAUGGGUUAUUUCAGCAGUUUCCCUCUCCUUGGUUUCAGCAGUUUUCCCUCUCCUUUGGCAUCAGCAGUUUCCUCCUCUUUGGUUAUUUCAGCAUUUUCCCUCUCCAUUGGUUAUUUCAGCAGUCUCUCCAUUGGUUAUUUCAGCAGUUUUCCCUCUCCAUUGUUCUCUUUGGUUAUUUCAGCAGUUUUCCCUAUCUUUGGUUAUUUCAGCAGUAACCUGGUUACACCUUGCAGUAGGAGAGUUUCACGUCGCAUGCCCGGACAGAUCAUCUACAACUUCAAAAAACCGUUCGUCGCUGCGGACGACUGCAGUGGAGUAACGACCGCCUACAAUGUUAAGGGAAUAAGCACCAUCAUAAAUGAACAGGCUUAUUUCGUGGAUCUCCUGGACCGUCACCCAUAUCCCAGCGUUAAUUUUGUUUUCAAUGCGUAA
This is a messenger RNA of Macrobrachium nipponense, 3594 nucleotides long. RefSeq lists its product as uncharacterized. Lineage: Eukaryota; Metazoa; Arthropoda; Malacostraca; Decapoda; Palaemonidae. The record is from RefSeq and is a predicted model, not a curated record. The coding region runs from base 1 to 3594 and encodes 1197 amino acids. Gene Ontology annotation, biological process: DNA integration. Gene Ontology annotation, molecular function: zinc ion binding; nucleic acid binding. The transcript is spliced from 7 exons.